GCGUCGCUGUGAGCUUCAUGAGUCCCAUGCCUUGUCUUGUUUGGCUCCGAGAAAAAUCAAUUCGAAAGAGACGAAGAAGCUCGAAGCAUAAAGACGAAGCUAAUUUACGCAUCGUACAGCUUACAUCGUGCACCUAAAUCUCAGUUCCGCAGUUGCUUCUUCUUUCUCAAGUACUUGGGUCGAUCAAUUAUCAAUUUCAAAUUUCAAUUUCUUCCGAUUGGGGAAUUUGGCGUGCUUGGAUCUGCACCAAUUGGUGUGAGAAUCCGUCUUCGUUCGUUAUCUAUCGAUCGAUUUUGUAUAAGUUACUGUUUCUGAUUCGGUUUUGAUUUUGGUUGUGGUUUCAAAUGAUCAAUGGAGAGGAGGAAUCGUCGAGAGUUGAGUCUCUAGAUUUUACUGAUCAGUUACUGCAGAAGGAAAGUGGUGGAGAUGCUUCACCAGGUUCAUCGUUACAUUACUCGUCUUGCGGUGAAUCAGAGUUUGAGCGGUAUUGUAGUGCUAAUUCGGCUUUGGGAACGCCGAGUAUGUGUAGCUCUACAGGACCGUUUCAGGAUUCGUUGGAAUCUGAAUUUGGAUCUUUCAAGGGAGGACUUUUUUCUGGGGAUGCCACUGAGUUUGAGAAUUUUAGCUUGGGGCCAAGUCUAAUAAAGCUCUCCUCUUUGGAUAACACACGAGGAAUCCAGUUUUCUGAUGAGGGUGGGUCUUGUAAUGGUAGAAUUACUAUUGCACCUGGUUUAAACACCGGUAUGAUUCAAGAAAGUGGAUAUAGUGAAGAUAUGUCUGGUGAGUUGAUGGACAGUGAAGCAACAAUUGAAAAAGAUUCCAUGAAUCAGUUAGGUGAAAUGGAAAAUAAGGAGGUAAUGUGUAGAUCAGAUUCACAAUUCCAUACAAAUGGUAUAAAUAGAGAGGAUGGAAGUUCGAUAGAUGAUGGACAUUCUGAUGGCGAUGACUCACUUAGUGAUACAAGUGAUCAUUCUGGUAAAUAUGUUCCCCGGAAUUUACAGUAUAUAAAGGAGCCUAAAGAUGAGAAAGAUAAUCCAUUUCUCAUCAAUUCUUCCACUGCCUUUGGCACAAAUGAUUGGGAUGAGUUUGAGCUUGAAGCCACAGAACUUGUUGACACUCAUUUUGACUUCAGCGGGUUUGAGAAUCACGAUAAAGGGUGUACUGGAAGUGAAGGGACAUCCACAAAUUCAUUUUCCGUAGCUUUACAAAAGCUUCCAGAUGUAGCUCAAGCAGGAAAAGGGGAAGAGCAUACAAAUGUAACUGUGAGCACUAGACAUGCUCCAGAUGUAGGUGAAUUUUGUUCAAAUAUUGACGAUAUACUAAGGUCUAGAGAUUUAACUGUCUCAACUCAAAGGGAACAAGGUGACGUAGGAAACGACAGCAUAACUGCCAGAGGUUUUGGAGACCUGAGUCCCAAAGACAGAACCUUAGUGGUUCCUCAAUCACUAGUAACAGAUGAGUCUCUUCAUGACAGCUGUCUUAGCAACAAUCAAACUAAAGAUAGACCUGUCGUCAUGAAUUACCUUCAAUCUUCUAGCGCUGACGACUUCCUCGACAUUACACCAGUUGAGUUAGGAAACGAAGAAUUUUCAGGUGGGGUUUGUGACCUAGAUGCCAAUGAACUACUUCAUGAAUCAUCUGAGAAUGGAAAACAGUCAGAUACAUUUGAAGAGUGCACCUCAGAACAGUUGUUGGCAUCUCAGAACUCGGAUAAGCCUUCAUCUAGAGAUUCACAUCCUGUAUCAAAUGCCUUACAAGUCACUUACGGACAACCUAAGAAGGAGAACACAGAGCUUAAUGACUUUUAUGAUGAUUUUGUUCAUGAUAUGGAAGAGAUACUGCUAGACUCUGGUGAAUCAUCUGGGGCAAGAUUUUCUAAGAAUGACAAGAUGUUCCAACUACAGCUCUCUCUGCCUAACAGGGAUGGGGGGCAAACUGCUACAACAUCUGGUCUUGAUGAUUCAUCUCCAAUAGUUUCCCAGCGAUUUAGGAUUGAUAGGGUUGAAGUUGUCGAGGUAAAGAAAAAGAAAGGUGAUGUCUCGCUGAGUGAAAGAUUGGUUGGGGUGAAGGAAUACACAGUAUAUGUCAUAAGGGUUUGGAGUGGGAAAGACAAGUGGGAAAUUGAAAGAAGGUAUCGUGACUUUUAUAGUCUCUACCGUCGGUUGACAUCUUUAUUUGCUGAUCAAGGCUGGACGCUUCCUACACCUUGGGCCUCUGUAGAGAAAGAAUCCAGGAAAAUAUUUGGAACGUCCCCCAAUGCUGUUGCUGAAAGGACUGUCCUUAUUCAAGAUUGUUUAAAUUCAGUUCUCCAGUCCCGGUUUUUUCCCACACUUCCAAAUGCGUUACUAAGGUUUUUGUGCCCUCAAGAUGCAUGUGCUAAUUCUUCUGGGUCGGAUUCUAUAGUAUCUCCAACAUGCUCUGAUGGCAUCACUGCUACCGCAACCAGUUCUUCGUAUGGAAAUACCAUCUCGUUCAUUGUUGAUGUUCGGCCUCACAAAUCAGUAAAGCAGUUGCUAGAAGCGCAGCAUUAUAUUUGCGCUGGAUGCCACAGAUACUUUGAUGAUGGAGCCACUCUUGUUCGGGACUUUGUGAAUGCUCUUGGAUGGGGUAAGCCUCGGCUUUGCGAAUAUACUGGUCAAUUGUUUUGUUCUUCCUGCCACACAAAUGACAUGGCAGUUCUACCAGCAACAGUGUUACAUCAGUGGGAUUUUCAUCGUUAUCCAGUUUCUCAGUUGGCAAAAUCAUAUCUGGACUCCAUACAUGAGCAGCCUAUGCUUUGUGUCAGUGCAGUCAACCCUUUUCUGUCCUCGAAGGUCCCUGCACUCAACCAUAUUAUGAGUGUCCGGAAAAGAAUAACUAUUAUGCUUCCAUAUGUACGCUGCCCAUUCCGCAAGACACUUAACAAAGGACUCAGUUCUCGGAGAUACCUUCUUGAGAGCACUGAUUUUUUUGCUUUGAGAGAUCUAGUUGAUCUUUCUAAAGGGCCAUUUGCUGUUCUUCCUGGAAUCGUGGAGACUGUUAGGAGAAAAAUCCUGGAGCAUAUUACAGAACAGUGCCUUGUUUGUUGCGAUGUUGGGGUUCCCUGUAAUGCCCGGGAAGCUUGUGAUGACACAUCCUCUUUAAUAUUUCCAUUCCAGGAGAAAGAUGAGGUUAACAAAUGCCGGUCUUGUGGUUCAGUGUUCCACAAGAGAUGCUUAGCAAGACUCUCAAACUGCCAUUGUGGAGCACAACUAAAGCCGAACAAGAGCCCUGGAGAGCUGCAAGUAUCGGAGAAGAAAUCAGAUUCUACGUCUGUCUUGCCUUUACGAUUCCUCUCAGGUUUAUUUGGAAAGUCAAAACAAGACAAAGAAACAACUAUUCUAAUGGGUUCACUUCCAAGCAACGAUCUAUAGAUAUGAUUCUUUUGUGUAUGUGUGUAAAACAUGUCUUCUGUAUUGUAAAACCUCAGCUUAACUGCAAGAAUAUAAACAUACCUUCUUGUACCUUU
Messenger RNA from Capsella rubella, 3487 nucleotides. RefSeq lists its product as uncharacterized. The record is from RefSeq and is a predicted model, not a curated record. NCBI's taxonomy places the organism in Eukaryota, Viridiplantae, Streptophyta, Magnoliopsida, Brassicales, Brassicaceae. The transcript has 5 exons. Bases 345 to 3392 code for a protein of 1015 amino acids. Gene Ontology annotation, molecular function: phosphatidylinositol binding.